GGGCUUAGGUCAUUUCUAUGAUUAGUUAAAAAAAUGACAAUGUGCCACAGCUGAUCAGCAUAUUUUUUUUUCCGUCAAAAAGUUGUAUAUAUUUUUAAUUACCGAUAAAAAAUCAUAUUCUCUUUCCGUAACAGAAAAAAUACCUAUUAAUUUUAGGACAUUAUUUAUAUUUAUAAUAUUUAUACCAAUAUCCAAACAUAUAAACUUUUAAUAUAAUUUUUAAAGUUAAAAUGCUUCAGCUAGAAUACUGGCAGUAAGAAUUGCAAUUACACAGGAGGAAAGUUUUUUUAUUGAAAGAAAGCGUAGAAUAUCUGCCCCAAUAUCACCGUUACUUUUUCAUCUGAGAACAGAUUAGGCUAUUAUUCCCAAUGAUGAUAGAUGGAUUUACGUUUAAUACUGACUUUAAUAAUGGAUGUCUUAUCUGUUAUAAUAAUAAAUCCCGCAUAUUCAAAUAAUAAACAGAAUGAGAUGAUUGAAGUGUAUAUUAUAAUUGUUGCUUUGUUUCACUUUUGCCAUAUUAUUAGUAUUUAUUCCAUUUGUAAAAUUUAAAAUUUCUCAAACCAACAUGAAACUAAUUGUAUUAAAUUAUAUCAAGUUUGACUCAAUCGAUCAAAUAUUUACAAAAGAAAAAUAAAAAAAAAAUAAUUUCAUAGAUCUAAUAUUUAAUUUUUUAAUUAAAA
Molecule: messenger RNA, 680 nt
Organism: Rhizophagus irregularis DAOM 181602=DAOM 197198
Lineage: Eukaryota; Fungi; Glomeromycota; Glomeromycetes; Glomerales; Glomeraceae
Source: RefSeq, a predicted model, not a curated record